Messenger RNA from Parnassius mnemosyne (clouded apollo), 1881 nucleotides. Lineage: Eukaryota; Metazoa; Arthropoda; Insecta; Lepidoptera; Papilionidae. The record is from the annotation of a GenBank genome assembly.
AUGGCUUCGAAUAGACAAGUAGUUAGCGUAGAUCAACCAAAUGCUGAAUCUAUUCUACUCGACUGGCUAAAUGACGAAGAUUGUACCGACGAUGAAUCUCAAUCACUUGAACCAUCUCGAGCUGUGAUACCUGAAGAACUAUUAUCCGACUCUGAAGAUGACUGUAUACCUUCUGAUCACGACUCGGACUCAGAGUAUUCAGUUGACUCAGAUGAUGAAGAUGUGUUAACCUCAGGUGAGAGCACUAAAUAUUAUUACGGAAAAAACCGAUUCAAAUGGUCAAGCGAACCCCCGUCAAGAAACAUCCGCACACAGUCUCACAAUAUUCUUCGUUUGCCUUCAAACCAAAAUGAUUUAGUUACAGAGAAUGGUCCGAUUUCUCCUUUGGAUGCAUUUCAGCUUAUUUUUGAUAAUCAAAUGAUAGAAACGAUUUUAGAGUGGACUAAUAAAAAAUUGGAAAUAGUUCGUGAGACCAUUUCACCAAAGGAGCAAUACGCUUUCAAGGAGACGAGCCAAAUAGAACUGAAAGGUUUUCUCUCUCUGCUACUAUAUGGUGCAGCAUUUAAGUCCAAUCAUGAAAGUGUAUUGUCGUUGUUUGCAACUGACGGAACAGGGAGACCUAUAUUUCGGGUUUCUAUGUCUAAAAAACGUUUCCUUAUACUACUUCUAGUUCUCAGAUUUGACAAUUUCACUGACAGAGAAGCUCGAAAAAUAAUAGAUCCAGGCUGUGCUGUUAGUGAAUUUCUUGAAAUGUUCAAUAAAAACUCACAAGCAAGGUAUGUCCCAGGUGCUAAUUUUACUGUUGACGAGAUGCUGCUGGCUUUUCAUGGAAGGUGUAGGUUUAAAAUGUAUAUCCCCAGUAAGCCAGCCAAAUAUGGAGUGAAGGUACAAUGUCUAGCUGAUUCUGCAACAUUCUACGUAUAUAACACUUACAUAUAUACAGGAAAAGGAUCUGACUCUUACACAUUAUCAGAAGAAGAUAAGAAAAAGCCUGUUCCAACUCAAGCAGUACUUAGACUGUGUAAGUCAAUAUUUAACACCAACAGAAAUAAGGGGUGUUUUUUUAAGCUAGAUAGAACUUUAAAUUGUAAAAAUUCUAUCGGGCUUAAAAAAACACCCAUUAUAACAACAGACUAUUGGUAUUCGUCAAUAGAACUUUCACAAGAACUUAAAAAUAAAGGAUUGACUACAGUAGGUACUUUGAAAAAAAACAAAGCUGUCAUUCCAAAAGAGUUUUUACCUGCGAAGAACAAAGAGCUGAAUAGUUCACUGUUUGGAUUUACGAAAUAUUGCACUUUAGUCAGUUUUCUGCCUAAAAAAAACAAAGCAGUAAUAUUGUACUCUACGAUGCAUCACGAUUCUAAAAUUAAUCCAGAAUCUCUAAAGCCUGACAUUAUUGAAUAUUAUAAUGACACAAAAAGUGGCGUAGAUUCGGUGGACCAAAAAUGCUCUGUAUAUUCAUGCAGUCGACGUACACGACGUUGGCCAAUGGCAGUUUUUUUCCGCAUAUUGGACAUGAGUGCGUGGAACAGCUAUGUUAUUCACAAAAGCCAAGCAGGUAUCAGCAAAAUGACACGUCUAAAUUACAUAAAAGGAUUGGCUGAGCAACUAAAUGACAUGAAUUUGAAAUCACGGCAAUACAACGAAAGACUUCCUCGUCAGCUACGCGAGUUGAUAUCUGACAUCACAAAGGUACCUCUUGUAGAAGAACAACAAGUUUUAGAUGACAAAUUGCCUAGAAAGCAAAGAAAAUACUGCCAUAUAUGUCCUAAACGCCUGAAAAGAAAGACUUCAUUUUUGUGCCAUAACUGUAUGAAGCCAGUAUGUUUGGCAUGUACGAAGAAGAUUUGCACUCAUUGUGUUGCGACAGCUAAAGAUUAA